This is a messenger RNA of Lachancea mirantina, 1164 nucleotides long. The record is from the annotation of a GenBank genome assembly. NCBI's taxonomy places the organism in Eukaryota, Fungi, Ascomycota, Saccharomycetes, Saccharomycetales, Saccharomycetaceae.
AUGCGUUUUUCCAAGAUCCUUGCGUCCGCCUCAUUGACCGGGCUAACCGUUGCGUCUCCUCUGGGCCACGAGCACGCUGAACACAAGCGUGACGUCGUGUACGUUACCAAUGUCCAGACCACGACUGUCGAGGGCAGCGCUCCAUUGUCUGUUGGUGGCGCGUCGACUACUGUCGCCGUUGACGCCUCCAACACUGUCGCGCAGCAGGCUGCUGCGGGCACUUUGUCGUUGUCGGAGGUGUCAAGAGUCGGUGCUGCUCCAUCGUCUGCGGUGAGCACGACGACUUCUCCUGCGGCCGUAGCCUCUUCCGGUUCUGGUUCCGCUCCAGCUUCGUCGUCGCAAUCGUCGUCUUCGUCUCAGGCCUCCUCGUCCUCUGGGCCCUCCGUCGGCUCCGGUGGCGCCAAGGGUAUCACCUACACUCCUUACUCCGACUCUGGUGCUUGCAAAGCUGCGUCGGAAGUCGCGUCGGAUCUCGCGUCUUUGACCGGGUUCGACAUCAUCAGAUUGUACGGCGUCGACUGUGACCAAGUCGCCAGCGUCUUGCAAGCCAAAAAAUCUAACCAAAAGCUGUUCUUGGGUAUCUACUACGUCGAUGCGAUCGACUCUGGUGUCUCUACUAUCCAGUCUGCCAUCGAGACCUACGGCUCUUGGGACGACGUCUACGCUGUCAGCAUUGGUAACGAGUUGGUUAACUCCGGCGCUGCCACCGUUUCCCAGGUCGGUUCUUAUAUCCAGCAAGGUAGAUCUGCUUUGAGCAGCGCCGGCUAUAACGGUCCUGUCGUUUCCGUCGACACUUUCAUCGCCGUCAUUAACAACCCAGGCUUGUGUGAAUACUCCGACUUCAUGGGUGUCAACGCUCACGCUUACUUCGACUACAACACCGCAGCUCAAGACGCUGGUACUUGGGUCCUUGAACAAAUCGAAAGAGUCUGGGGCGCUUGCAACGGUAACAAAAAGGUCUUGGUCACCGAGAGUGGCUGGCCAUCUCAGGGCGAGACUUACGGUAAGGCCGUGCCAUCCAAGUCUAAUCAAGAAGCCGCUGUUUCGUCUAUCAAGUCCAACUGUGGUGACUCCGUUAUCUUGUUUACUGCUUUCAAUGACUUGUGGAAGAGUGACGGUUCUUACGGUGUCGAGAAAUACUGGGGUAUUUUCUCCUCCAACUAA